Molecule: messenger RNA, 7328 nt
Organism: Penaeus indicus
Lineage: Eukaryota; Metazoa; Arthropoda; Malacostraca; Decapoda; Penaeidae
Gene: Atg1
Product: serine/threonine-protein kinase ULK2-like
Exons: 14
Coding region: 158-2695 (845 amino acids)
Biological process (GO): autophagy of mitochondrion; axon extension; response to starvation
Cellular component (GO): phagophore assembly site membrane; phagophore assembly site; cytosol
Molecular function (GO): protein serine/threonine kinase activity; ATP binding
Source: RefSeq, a predicted model, not a curated record
AUCGUCUGCCGUGAAAAAAUAUUUUAAGAUGAUGCGUGGUGGGUGUGACGUAGCAAAGAACCAAAGAAAAGACAUUGUAGAUAUUUAUUAAGUGAAUAAGAGAGGGAUAUUGGAAAGAAAAAAAAAAACAUAGUGAAUAUUAAAUAAGAAACUGAGAAUGUCCUGUUAUACACUGCCUGCCAAAGUAGUCGAAAGUUGGAAUAAAGAAGAAAAAUUGUCUUGUCCAGAUGACUUUCUCACGAGGCCUGAGUCUGAUUUUGGGUUUGCAAGAUUCUUACAAGAUGGAGUAAUGGCCGCCACUCUCUGUGGGUCCCCUAUGUACAUGGCUCCUGAAGUCAUUAUGUCGCUGCAGUACGAUGCCAAAGCUGACCUUUGGUCACUCGGAACAAUAGUAUUCCAAUGCCUGACCGGAAAGGCACCAUUUCAAGCCCAGACGCCACAGGCUUUAAAACAGUUUUAUGAAAAGAAUGCAAAUUUAGCUCCAAGAAUACCUUCUGGUACAUCACCAGAGUUAGUAGAUCUCCUGAUGGGAUUGCUGAAGAGAAAUGCUAAAGACAGGAUGGAGUUUGAAACCUUCUUCAAUCAUCCCUUCAUCCGCAUGGUAGAUUCUUCAGCACAGAAACCUUCCGUAGCAACUGGCUCUCCGUCUGUGCCUGUACGUUCGCCCUCACCUGCCCCCGCAACUACGCCCAAGCCCGUCAGUCGUGGAGGGGCAUAUGCCCAUCAUACACAACCUUCCCCCAGUCCUCCAGUUGGUUUCUGCAAAACAGGUAACCUUCCACCAUCUCCUGAGGAACUUCGUAUGAGUGUUGAUCAACGUAGUGCCGGCGACUUACCCCCAGCCUCCCCAGCUAGUGCCACCACCACUCUUCCCAGACCUACCCCAGUGCCCAGAGCAAACAAUGCUCCAGCCCCAGAAGAGGCUGAGGACUUUGUGAUGGUGCCAGUUCAACUGCCAAGUGAGCCUGAACCUUCUAGAGGUGCACAAGGAUGGGGUGGUCGAGCAUUAUCCAAGGCAGGAGGAGGUAUUAUGUACCAGAAAAACCAACCCCAGUAUGGCCCUCUAACUCCCCAGGUGCCCACAUCACCCCGGCCCUCACACCUCCCAGUGCAAGGUGGAAGCAGUGGCAGCACACACUCGAGCAGCAGUAGUGAGUCGUGCCGGUCUGGAGAGCCUGUUCCUGUGCCAUCUCAGAGAGCCACCUUCCACCAGAUGACCUCCUCAGGAUCUUCAGACCAAAUAUCUGCCACACUGCAACCUGAAUCUCCCAGACACCAUGGUAUUCCUACUAACAGACCAUCACCACCACCUCGUUCGCAGCCCAUCAACAUGCGGAGGGUGUCUGAUCAUAGAGCCCCUGAUGUUGCUUCCUUGUCUCCACCAGCUGUCCAGUUCACAAUAGGCACACCUCCUAUGGGUGGGCGCCGGAGAUCCACAUCAGGAAGCUCCUACUCCACUACACCUCCAACCACUGCUGCUGCCACAGGUAACAACCAGGUGGUCCCAGGUGGGCGCCUCACUCCCACCAACUCUCCUUUGCGCCAGUCUGGACGACGUACACCUCCCCACUUGCCUCCCCAAAUGUUCUCAGCUCCCCCUGUGCUGCCCCCCAUCCUGGGCUCUCCCACAAAACUAGGGCUUGGUCAGGAUAACCCUGCUGGCGACAUCUGUGGCAACACCACCCUCACUGCCCCGCACCGUGCUAUUACACUUCCUGAAAUGACCUCUGUAUCACGUGACCCCUUUACUGUUCCAGUUCUCCACAAGAUCUUACCGUUUGGUAUGCCUUCAGGAGGGUCCCAAGAUAUGAGUGUAGAUGGCAGUGGACUCCAGCGAUCCCGCACAGAGUCACACCUCCUGGAGUGGCAGGCACAGGCACCCAGUCCACCACAUCCUGGUAGACAGCUGGUUCAGUAUGGUCAGUCUGCACCAGCUUUUCUCUUGCAAGGGACAGCCCAGGCAGAGGGAGAUGACACUGUUGCCUUCUAUGCUCCACCUUUGCACCAGGAAACCCUUAUGGAGCGAGAGCACAAUGAGACACUGGCCAAGCUGAACUUCGUUUUGGCCUUGGUUGAUUGUAUCCUUGAAUUGGCUCGCUCUCGAGCAGCACCUAUCACUGCCUUACGACAGAAUGCAGCUAUGAGAGAUUCUGUUUCAGGUUCACCAAAAGACACAGAAGGUUCAGCACUAGCAUCACCACCCCCAGAGUGGCAGCGUCGUGCAGAGCAGCUUGUGCUGUAUGUCCGGGCUUUGCAACUGCUCUCCUCAGCGCUCACCCUUGCAAAACACGAGAAGAGCACAAGUAGACUUCAGCCAUCUAAUGCCGUAAAGAAUGUCGUGGGUGUGCUGAGCGAACGUUUCCGCCAAGCCCUGGGUGUGUGCAAGGAGCUGAAUAGUGCUGGAGCAAUUACUUCAGUAGAUCCAAGAACAUCUACUGUUACUGCUGAUAAACUUAUUUAUAAUUAUGCUAUUGAAAUGUGUCAAAGUGCUGCCUUGGAUGAACUGUUUGGAAAGCCCGAGGAGUGUUUCCGCCGCUAUCAGACUGCACAAAUCCUCCUCCACGCCUUGGCUCAGCAAGUGGCUCACGAGUCAGACCGCUCACUACUGACACGCUACAAACAGGCCGUGGAAAGACGAUUAUUUCUCCUUCACGAACAAGGUGUAGUUCAUGCGUACACCACAAAUGAAGCGUAGGCACAGGAGAAAGGUUAAGAGAAGUGGUGUGCGUAUGCCCUAGUUAAUUAUUAAGAAAUGGUUCAUUUCUUUUUGAGUUUAGAACUGGGACUUUGUAUUGCUAUACAAAUGUUUGAAUUCCUUUUUUUUUUUUUUUCAAGAGGAAUUAACCCAUAAAGUUGAAGUUCAUAGCAUUUUCUAGAAAUGGAUUGGGGAAGUGAAACAGAGGUGAUCAGACAUUCAUUCAUUGUGAUCAUAGACCAUUAAAAGGCUUCAUACUUACCAUGCUCAAUCUUAUUGGUGAUGAAUAUUUGGAAGACACACUAAAAUCCAAUUGAAGCUCACUGUCAGGGUGAAGGAAUUUUAUUGUUGAUAUUUGAUUAUGAUUGGGUUACAGUUAUGAUCAUCCUCCCUAACUGAUUAUCAUUGAAAAAAUAAGAAUGCAAGCAUUAGAGGGUGGGCAUAAGGUUUAUCCUAUUAUCCCCCCCCCCCUCACAAACACACACACACACACCUCUAUCCCCCCUCAUACAAACCUCCCCUCCCCUCCAACACACAUGUACAUACAUAUGUUCACACAUAUUCAUUCAUACCUUAAUAGUUUUUCAUUUGGAAUAUGAAAGCAUGCUCUGAUCUCCACAUCGGUAUGGUGUGCAUGUAUAUAAACUGAAAUUUGUAUUUUAGUUUGUCUGCAUUUCACUGUCUCAAUCACCGAGCAUGUCACAUGCCAAUGUUGGAGGCAAGUGUGGAAGAAAUCUUGAGAUUCUAACAGCAAUGUGACCCUAGAGGAAAAAAAAGUCAGAGCAUCCAGAGAAGAAGAAGAAAAAGUCAUAGCAUCCAGAAAUGUGAUCUUCCUUUGUGGUCUGUCAGUUUUUCAAAAUAGUAUUUUUUUCACCUUUUUUUUUCUACUUCGCUUGGAAUGAAAAUGUUUGUAAAUGAAGGUAGUAAAUAGGGCAGUGCAACUAAUCAUGCCUCAUGUAAUUAGCAAUGUUCUAUGUGCUUUAUAUAUAUAUACACACAUAUAUACAUAUAUGAAUAUUACUCCUCAAGCAAGCUCUGGUUGGAGAUGUUAUACAUGUUUUUAUUAACAACCAAUUCCUCUGUGUUUGUAGCCUUGUUCUAAACAGCAGUUAUCGGCCUGAGAAGAUCAUGGUACAAAUUUUUUUCCCCAUAGCAACACAUUACUACCAAAAAAUUUGUGGACCUCCCUAGUGUUUGUUCAAGUAGCAUGCAGAACUGUUCGUCAAUCAUUUAUAAAUUGGGAACGUACUUCUUACAGCAUGGUCAAUUCAGUAUUUACAGUUGCUUGUUGAGAAUAAUGUUUUGUGGAGUAAUUGAUGUGUGGGAGAUUAUAGGGCACAUUAUAACUGGUUUUCAAGGGAACAGUCAUUCUGUAUGGAUGCCAUCUUCUGGUAAUGCUUCACUGUUACAGCAUACGUAGCACAGACAGUCAGUAGAUAUACUUUUUUUUUUUUUCUUUCUUUCUUUUUCUUUUUUACAAAUACUAAAAAGGAAUAAAAAAAAUGGCAACCAGAGGUUAUAUGUGGGCAGUGUUUUCCUCUUCAAACAUGUGAAAUAGUUGAGCAGAUAGUGUAGCCAUUCACUGUUCUGACAUUGGGAAGUGUUGUGUGAAUCAAGUGCUUGCAAAUAACUUUACAAUACUCCUGAUAUCGUGCUCAGUUUAGUCUGCCAUUUUGGGUCAGCCUCAUGGCCUGUGUUUGAGUGUUCCAUUUUCUCAUGGAAUUGGAAUUAUUACCAGAAGUUUGUAUUUUUUUUUCUCUUUCAUUUGAAUUUGGUGACUGUAUAUAUUUUUUAUUUCAAUUAUGCUAUUGUUGGUAGAAGUAGCAUUGUAUACUUAUUGAUAUAUGCAAAGAAAGUGGCAGUAAAGGACUUGGCCUUUGCAGUACUUGAUUUGUACUGCUAGCAGAGGUGUAGUUGACUAUUUAUAUUUGUUACAAGCAAAAAAAUACAAAAUACAAAAUAAAAAUAAUUUCCAGUUUAGUAUAGAUCAAGAAUUUGAAAUGCUGUAGAGUAUAGUUAUGAUUUUUCUUACGUUUCAAGUAAACUGAUUGGAAAGGGAAAAAAAAAGAAACUAUUUUGUUUAGCUUGUCUCAAUACAGUGUUUUCCUAAUUGAGAAGGCAUGCAAGUAUCCUGACCUUGUCUAUACCCGGUUACUCUAAUUACUUAACAAACUUCACAAUGUUUUGCCUUUUUUCUUUUGUCUUUCAUAUCUUAUAACAAUUACUCAGGAAAAAAUAGCUUAAGAUUUGAUUGCCACAAAGUUUUUGUUCUGUGAGUGUGUGUGUGUGUGUUUUUUAAAUCAGUUUGUUUCUCCUUUUUGUAGGACUUGCUUGCAGAGCUUGUUUAAGUUUUUAUUUUUAUCUUUUUGUUUACAUAUGAUAUGAUGAUCUUGUAUAUGAGGGAUGUACUUAUUCAAAAAUGGAACACUAACUUCCCACCUCAACUCAACAGUCUAUGCAGUGAUAGUCAGUAAGAUCCUGCUCAGACUGUAGUUAUGUAUGACUGUGGAAAUUCGAGCCACCGUAUAAUAAAUUCCGGCUCAGAUUAGGUUUCAUGUUAUACAUUGGGUUUAACCAUAUUUUUGUUAGGGUCAGGAAAAUGUUUAAGAAAAUGUAUCUCUGAUAUUGCAUGAUUCCAUUAUAUAACUAUCUACCACGUUUAUGGAGUUGUUAUUAAGUAAGGGAAAGCGGUCUUUUACAGUGAUACAGUGACUUUUUUUUAUUUCAAAGCGAUGGAAAUCAUGCCCCCUGUGGUUAUUUUCUUUUUUUUGUCUAGUCGUACAACACGAACCCUGUGGCAGAAUAAGCUCCAGUUCAAUUGGAAUCUUUGAGAAAUAAUAAUCCAGUAAAGAUGCUGGUCAUAUUAAUAAGGCUUAAUAAAAUCUCAAAUGAUAAGUGGUAAAUUGGAUGCAGGACAUAGAGAAUAUAUGAAGAUACAAUGGAAAUGCCUGCAGCUAUAGCCAUAUACACGCGUAUGACAUACAUAACUCUUUCACACAUGUACACUCAUGCUUACACCCUUACAUUAUGUAUUUGUGCAUUGAUUUGUUUAAAAGUGUGUAAAUUACACAGUCAGUAUUUUUUUUUUUUUCUUCCUCUAAGGAUGUAAUCCACUUCUGGUAAGAAUAUUUUAAGUUUAUAAUUUGUUUAACACUUUCUAGUCGAUUAAUUUGCGUGUGGGCAUUUUGGGUGGGUAUGCAUAUUUGUCCUGGUGUCAUCCACUUAUAGACACUAUAGUUCUGUCAGUCCAUAUCAUAAUUCAAGGGAUAUCUUGUAUAUCCUUCAAGAUCUCGCACUUAGUUCUUAGUCUGUUGUUGACCUUUUAAAUAAGGAAUGUGAGGCAACUGUCAAGAGCCAAGAGUUGUCGUGAUAGUGCAUUUCUGAUAAACAAUGCAUAGUUAGGUUUUGAUAAUUUGUUUGGCAGUUCUGUUGGUUAUUUGAAGACUGAAGUUUUCUAACAUGACUGAGUUACAUAUAUAUGUGUCAUUUCUCAUUGGAUGUUGAACUUCACAGUUCCUGUUAUCAUUCUAUCAUAAACAUACUUCUUCAUGUGACUGCAGUCUUGGACAAAUUCCCAUCUCACAAGACAGGCCAAUGCCACCAUGCUUAAUAGAUUUAUGAUUUAAGCAGUGACAUUGGCCAUUGCCUUGGCGCCUGCCAACCACAGCAUCUGUGAUCUGUUUGUUUUUACGUUAGUGAGAUUUUUUACAAGGUGACUCAUUGCAUUACUGUAAGAGCUGCAAGAGCGAAAUAUUGCAUAACACUGUGUAUAGGAGAUACGCAUUUCUCAUUACAAUGCUGCUAUGUAUGUGUUUAUUUCUGUGCUUUUUAUUUAAUUCUUGAAUACAUGAGGAUAAGUUGGAUAGUCAGUGUGAUGGCUGACUAAUCAGCUAGAGGAUGUGAGGAUGCAAGUGGUGCAUGGGUGAACUCUGCUGGGGCAGCUGAUAGUCCCCAGUUCUAGACAGUAGUUGUUUGUUAAUACAGAGUUUGACCCAGGCUCUGUAAUAGAGUGUUGGCACACUGCAGUAUUACAAGACCCUGAAAAGGAUAUUCUUACAAAUUCUGUAAGAUUUGAAAAGGAUUGGCUUAUUUGUGUUUGGUCAAACAUGAACUGAUAUGAAGUCAGCUGUUCCUGUUUUGCCAAUUGCAAAUUGUGCCUAUAAUUGUACAGAUUAUAGUUGAAAAAAAAAUCUUAUUUUAAAAAUUAUAAAAAAUAUCAAAACAUUAAAAAAACAUAGUAUGUUUUACUGCUGUAGUGGCAGGGCAUAAUGCAGGUCCUGUAAUACACUAGAUGCCUUUAUGUACAUGUGAAGCAGAUAAAACAGCAUUGUGUAGAGUAUGGUAUGUAAAGUGGGCAGUUUCUUUGUGGUAUGACCCUCUCUUUAGUUGCCUCCAGUCAUAUGCAAACGAACAAAUGUUAGCUUGUGACAAGAGUAGAUAGGGCUGUUUAUUGUUAGAGAGGUUAUACUUGUACAGAAAUGGCUCCACAACCUGUUUGUGUACAUAUAUGAUGAUGAUACAGGUAACAUUAUUUACUCUUGCAACUAGUACAAUGCCCUGCAAGGGCUGUCAUUUUAUAUUCUUACUAUAAACACAAUAGAGCAAAAGAAAAGUCAAAUAAAAAAGAAAGUCA